Micropterus dolomieu (smallmouth bass) is the source of this 1518-nucleotide messenger RNA. RefSeq lists its product as uncharacterized. NCBI's taxonomy places the organism in Eukaryota, Metazoa, Chordata, Actinopteri, Centrarchiformes, Centrarchidae. The coding region runs from base 463 to 1110 and encodes 215 amino acids. The transcript is spliced from 12 exons. The record is from RefSeq and is a predicted model, not a curated record.
GUUUGGGCUGGUGUGCUGUAUGCUUGUUGCCGCUGCCAGAGGUUGUCAGUUUCCUGCGGAGUGACACAGAGCUGGGGUUUGACAGAAACCGACGGUUAUACAUCUGACGAGUUUGCUGGAGCAGCUGGCUGAGCUGAGCAGGAAUAUCUUCAAUUCCAUGGAGUACCUUGUCAGUGGUAUUUGUGUGGCAGAGAAUGACCAUCACAUGUCCAUAGCAGCCCAGUGUGAUGAGGAGUGGGAUGCAAAACCCAGUGAGUGUCCAUCCAAAGCUGUAUUUCAGUACCUUGUCAGUGGUAUUUGUGUGGCAGAGAACGACAAUCACAUGUCCAUAACAGCCCAGUGUGAUGAGGAGUGGGAUGCAAAACCCAGUGAGUGUCCAUCCAAAGCUGAAUGUCAGUUGGGUGUGGUCACUGAGUCUGCACUUGCUGCACCACGAUCCUACUCAGUGUAACCAUUCACAUCAUGAGUGAUGAUCGAAAUAAUUAUUUAGUGUACCUUGUCAGUGGUAUUUGUGCGGCAGAGAACGACAAUCACAUGUCCAUAGCAGCCCAGUGUGAUGAGGAGUGGGAUGCAAAACCCAGUGAGUGUCCAUCCAAAGCUGUAUUUCAGUACCUUGUCAGUGGAAUUUGUGCGGCAGAGAACGACAAUCACAUGUCCAUAGCAGCCCAGUGUGAUGAGGAGUGGGAUGCAAAACCCAGUGAGUGUCCGUCCAAAGCUGUAUUUCAGUACCUUGUCAGUGGAAUUUGUGCGGCAGAGAACGACAAUCACAUGUCCAUAGCAGCCCAGUGUGAUGAGGAGUGGGAUGCAAAACCCAGUGAGUGUCCAUCCAAAGCUGUAUUUCAGUACCUUGUCAAUGGUACUUGUGCGGCAGAGAAUGACGAUCACAUGUCCAUAACAGCCCAGUGUGAUGAGGAGUGGGAUGCAAAACCCAGUGAUUGCCCGUCCAACGCUGAAUUUCAGAUGUCAGGAUGUCUCACAAAUGUCAUCUGGUCUGACUGGAAAAGCCUCCAGCGGCCAAAUGGUCCAUUGGUUAGGGGAUGCUUGGUGAUGCAUAAGGUUUCUCUCACUGUCCGGCCCACGAAUCAGUCGGGGAAAUCUUCACUAUUAUGAAUGAAUCCGUGCUCAUCAGGGCCUGUAUCCCCACAGAGCAGGGUUACUGUAAGGUGAGUAUGGGCAGUUGUUAUGACAAACACAUGAGUGAAUCAUCAUCACAGCUCGCUGUAGCAGUCUACCGGUGGGGCAUCGGAAGGUCACCUCAGCAGUGGUGGUUUGAUAAGGCGUGCAGCAGCGAGAGUCAGUGCACUGUCCGCAGUACUGGAGCUGAUAGGCACGAGUGCUGUAGCAGCCCUGGUGAAUGAGCCGAAUGGGACCUGGUGAUGUGUAGCUGGCCUUGCACCACCUCUGCCUUCCCCUCUGGGAAAAAGCAUGCAAAAACAAACACAUGCAGAGGCAAGUCAGAAAAAAAUCCCAGUAAGCACUGCGAUGAUUUGGGGGAUUUGCAGGUCAAAAGAUUCCAAC